This is a messenger RNA of Hippocampus zosterae (dwarf seahorse), 1215 nucleotides long. It is a transcript of the gene mitd1, whose product is annotated as MIT, microtubule interacting and transport, domain containing 1. Bases 144 to 884 code for a protein of 246 amino acids. Gene Ontology annotation, cellular component: midbody. Gene Ontology annotation, biological process: midbody abscission. The transcript has 7 exons. NCBI's taxonomy places the organism in Eukaryota, Metazoa, Chordata, Actinopteri, Syngnathiformes, Syngnathidae. The record is from RefSeq and is a predicted model, not a curated record.
GGCCGUGUUUUGGCAACGUACUCACAGGGAACUACAGUACAGUAUACUGAACCGCUGUCACUGUCGCUGCAACUGACGUCCCUCUCGUGUUGUACCACGCGUGUCCACUAAACUCUCAAGUCGUGACGCAAAAUUUGGCAAAGAUGACUCAAAAUCACCUGCCAGGUAUGGAGUCGUCUGCCAUUUCUGUACUGAAGCGGGCGGUGGAAUUGGACCACAGCGGUCGGUUUUUGGAGUCUCUCGUCUGUUACCAAGAAGGCAUUCAGCUGCUCAUAGACAUUCAAAAAGUAGUGAGCGAUGACUCGAAGAAAGGACACUACAGGGAAAAGAUAAAGGGCUAUAUGGACAGGGCAGAACACAUCAAAGCUCACGUGAACCAGAUGAAGGAAGAGGGGAAGUACCACGAGCAGGUAAUGAUAGCGGAGGAUGCCAUUGGUUACAGCUACGAGGCCAUUUUCAAGCCGUACAUCAGCGAUGCUCUCACAGAGGUCUGGGUGGAGGACCCCUACAUACGACACACUCACCAGUUGUACAACUUCUUGCGGUUCUGCGAGAUGCUACUCAAAGCGUCAUGCAAGGUGAAGACCAUCCAUCUCCUCACGUCACCAGAUAAUGUGGACGUCGGACCUCAGGCGAGCGCGAUGGCCGAGCUGACGCAGAGCCUCAGUGCUCACGGUGUCACUCUGGACCUGCAGUAUUCCACCACCAUACACGACAGAGAGAUUAGGUUUGAUAAUGGUUGGAUCAUCAAGAUCGGAAGAGGGUUGGAUUACUUCAAGAAACCAAAAGGACGGUUCUCCAUUGGAUACUGUGACUAUGACCUCAGGCAGUGCCAGAAGACCACAAUAGACAUUUUCCAUAAAAAACACACCAAAACGCUAUGAGACACACACAACCCCAAUUACCUUCCAUUCAACUCCAUGACAUGUUGUGUCAUUGACUUGCACAAAUGCACAUAUUUUUGUUUUUGGAUGGCAUAUAGUAAAACAUUCAUGAUCGUAAUUUAGUGAAGCCGAAGUUUUUACAUUUAUAAGUAAAUGAGUGUGAUCUGGAGCCUUUUAUAAAGAAACGGUCGGGUUUCGUUCAUGAAAAUUUGCAACAAUAACAGAUCAUUAUAAUAAUAUUUUGCUUCAACUUGCUCUGUCUUGUUUGCCAUUGCUAUUUUUUUACAGAUGUGUUUUAUGAGUCUUAUUAAAGAGUGUCAUUUUUAUGUUA